Messenger RNA from Pollicipes pollicipes, 2982 nucleotides. Its product is annotated as papilin. Gene Ontology annotation, molecular function: serine-type endopeptidase inhibitor activity. The record is from RefSeq and is a predicted model, not a curated record. Lineage: Eukaryota; Metazoa; Arthropoda; Thecostraca; Pollicipedomorpha; Pollicipedidae.
GAGUGUUUGCAGAGCUGCGCGGGCGGUGGCGAAGGAGGAGCCAUCUGCCGGCUGCCCGUAGAACCCGGCAGCACCUGCAGGGGUAGACUGCGCCGCUGGGCGUUCAGCACUGACACCGGCCGAUGCGAGUGGUUCUUCUACACGGGCUGUGACGGCAACGCCAACAAUUUCGAGUCGCGCGCGGAGUGUCAGUCUCGCUGUGGCGGGGACGUUAGCCAAGGCGGCGAGGACCGCGGUCCGCCGGAGUUCUGUCAGCUGCCGCCGCGCCGCCUGCUGGGCUGUCGGCCGUCAGGCGGCGAACAGCGCUUCUACUUCAACCGCGAGCGCCGCUCCUGCGACAGCUUCACCUACCGCGGCUGCGACAGCGGCGACAACAUGUUCCACAGCCGGGAAUCUUGUCUCUCCGUCUGCGCGCCCGGGGAGCGCGGUGAAAGAGAGGACGAAAGACCGCAGUUCUGUCGAGUCCAACCGGAGGAUAUUGCAGGAUGUCGCCCUGGCAGCCGGGAGACCAAGUUCUACUUCAGCGCCACGGCCGGCAGAUGCCGCUCAUUCGAAUCGGUCGGCUGCGAGCGAGGCAGAAACGUGUUCCUGACGCGAAGGGAAUGUGAACAAGCUUGCGGCGACCGCGAUGCCGGUGGUGAAGUUGAAAACCAGCCCCGGCUCUGUCGUGUUGAGCCCGAAGAGGACCCCAACUGCCGCCCUGGUCGCCGCGAGACCAAGUACUACUUCAGCACUGCCGUCGGCAGAUGUCGCUCAUUUGUGUCCGUUGGCUGCGAGCGUGGGAGAAACGUGUUCCUCACCGCUCGGGAAUGCGAGGAGGUGUGCGAGAACCGAGACACAGAUAAUGGUGGCGGCGGUAUCCCGCAGUUUUGCCGCGCAGAACCCGAAGAUGAUCCGAACUGCCUGCCUGGUGACCGCCAGACCAAGUAUUACUUCAGCGCUGCCGUCGGUAGAUGUCGCUCUUUCGUAUCGGUCGACUGCGAGCGGGGCAGAAACGUGUUCUUGACGCGGCGGGAGUGCGAGCAGGCAUGCAGUGGCCGUGACGAAGGUGGUGGUGAGAGGCCCCAGUUCUGCCGUGCCGAGCCCGAGGCCAUCUCCAACUGCCGGCCUGGUGAUCGUGAAACCAAAUACUACUUCAGCGCCGCUGACGGGAGAUGUCGCUCCUUCGUGUCGCUCGGAUGCGAACGAGGCAGGAAUAUGUUCUUCACAAUGCGGGAGUGUAGGGAGGCUUGCGAUGCCAGCGACACGGAAGGUGCUGGCAUGUGCUUGCUGCCGUCUGACCCGGGCCCGUGCGCCGCCUUCGAGACGCGCUGGUACCGAGACCCGGCUUCGGGCACCUGCGAGACCUUCCAGUAUGGCGGCUGCGAGGGCAACAGCAACAACUUCCUGACGCGAGCGGAAUGUUUAGAGCGCUGUCAGAACGACAACCGGGCCGAGAACGAGAUCUGCAACCAGCCGCCGGAGACGAACGACCGCCCGUGCCGGGACGAGGUGACACGCUUCUUCUGGGACCUGGCCAGCGGCGCGUGCCGCUCCUACCGCUACUCGGGCUGCGGCGCCACGGCCAACAACUUCCGCUCGCUGCGGGACUGCAGGACGGCGUGCCGGGGACGGGACUCGGAGGGCGGCCGGCCGCCGACGCAGCAGCGCUGCCUGGAGGCGCCCGAGGAGAAGCCGGCCGACACGUCCAGCUGCGGCCGCCAGCAGAAGCGAUACACGUAUUCGAGUCGUCAGGGAUUCUGCGUUCCGUUCACAUAUACGGGUUGCACUGAAACAGGCAAUAACUUCAUGACCAGGGAGGAGUGCAGGGACACAUGCCAACCGAGAGACCAGUGCACACAGCGGCAGGAGUCGGGCCGCUGCGACGGCCGACUGGCGAGGUUUGCGUACGACCCGGCGGCCAACCGCUGCCGCCGCUUCACCUACUCGGGCUGCGGCGGUAACCAGAACCGGUUCAAGUCGGAGCGCGCAUGCCUGCUGAGCUGCGGCAGCGGCGCCGCCGUCGACAGCCAGGAGGUGUGUCUGCUGCCGCCCGUCGAGGACGGCGCAGUCAACUGCGGGGUCCGCGAGUCCAGGUAUUUUUUCGACUCUGCGUUGGGCCGCUGUGUCUCGUUCACGUUUACGGGAUGCGUGCCGACGGAAAACAACUUUCUGAACCUCGCGGACUGCCAGCAGAUGUGCCAGGCCGAGGAAAUGCCACAGCUCAGUGACAGAGAGGUCUGCGCCCUCGAGCGGGCGCCGGGCUUCUGCCUUGGGCGCUUGCUUCGCUUCUUCUACGACGCCGAGGAGCGUCGCUGCCGGCCGUUCAUGUACACCGGCUGCGACGGCAACGCCAACAGCUUCCUCACCUUCCGCGACUGCAGCACCGCGUGCGCCCCACGCCUGCGCUCCCUCCGGUUGGACGAGUCCACUGUCGUGGCCGAGGUGAAGACGCUCAUGGACAAGAUGGCGGCCAGUGAGAUGGGAGGUUCUAUCACGCCAGAGCCAUGAUCGAUGGUUUGGGGGAGGGAGUGCGCACAAUGCUGUUCUUGUAGGUGAAUGCAGUCUGUUUUAAAGGUGAGGCUCAGAACUGUACCGCAAUGCAUUGUUGCAGCUUUUUGCUUGCAUGGGAAGGACACUGACAAGAGUAUCGAGAGGUUGAUCGUUAUGUAGCUUAUCAUUCCGCUCAAUGAAACUCAUAGAUAUGUGUAAAUGUGUUCAUCCGUGGUUGUGUUCCUGCACAAUCUCAUUGCGUGUGCAUCACCAACAAGGUGUUGUGAAUAAACUUUGGUUAUCUUGCAUCUGGCGCGGUUCGAUCUCUGUUCAUUUCCUCAUCCGCCUCACGUUUGAAGACGCUAACACGCUGCUUGUGAUCCCGAGGCAAUGCGGUGAAAAUGUGCAAGAAGGCCGUGUGUGUUCAUUAUCUAUAUUGUAGGUUUGUCAUGAUAUGUCUUGCCGUGGCCCAGCACCUGCACUUAUCGGAAAAAUAAACGUAUUGCGAAG